AUGCAGCGCUUGAACACCUACCAGGACAUGCUGAAUCUGCGCAACCCGGAUGCCUUCGACAUGUACACCUUCAACGACCACGCCGGCUACGGCGCCAUCGAGGUGGCCCAGAACAUGCUGCUCGACUUCAAGGAGGCUGCCGGCAACUGGAAGGAGCAGUGGGCCAUCUGCGAGGCGCUCGCCCUGCUGUUCAACACCGACUCGCUCGACCCCAUGGUUGGAAUUGACGACGGCGACCUCUUCGGGGAGACCAUGAUCAUCCUCGAGCUGAUGUUCCUGAGCAUGCUGGCCGAGCUCGAGAAACAGGGUCAGUUGGCCCACGUGCGCAACCUCGGCUGGGUCAUGGGGAUGGUCACGCGGGAAGCCGACGCCAUGCGCUCCGACGGGUUCAUCGAGGCGCCAGAGGGGAUGAAGAAGAAGAAGAAGAAGAAGGCCUACGCCGGGGAGCACUUCGUGCCGUAUCUGCUCGCUUACGGCGUCAAGCACAACAUCACCAUGUACGGGCCGUCGAACAUCGCCGACAUCAUCGCUGAGGCUGAGGAGGAGGCCGAGGAGCAGAACGUGGAACUCCCCGCAGCCGCUCAGAAUCCCUGGGGCUGGGCAACGGGCUUCAAGGCCUACGAGCGCAAGAACAAGGUCACCGCCUAUGGGGCGGGCAGCCGGAGCAAGGCGGCGAUCGGUGGCGACUCCCUCGAUAUCACCACCUACUCGCCCGCCGAGCGCAAGGCGCAGAGCUUCAACAAGAAGGAUCCCUUGACCAAGGAUAUGAUCAAGGCGCUCAAGGACGGCAUGUGUCUGAGCAUUGGCUGA
Molecule: messenger RNA, 810 nt
Organism: Aspergillus brunneoviolaceus CBS 621.78
Lineage: Eukaryota; Fungi; Ascomycota; Eurotiomycetes; Eurotiales; Aspergillaceae
Exons: 2
Coding region: 1-810 (269 amino acids)
Source: RefSeq, a predicted model, not a curated record